AUGGGUCCCCCGAGGGCACUGGAGGAGCCCUCGACCACAGACAUGGGCCUGAAGUUCUGGGGCACGAGACCCGACAAGCGGCCCGCGGAUGACAUAGCGCUGUCUUCCGGGUCAGAGAGCGACGCGGGAGCCGUGGCACCGCUGACCAGCACUGCCAAAAGCGGCAAGAAAGCUAAAGCGGGGAGGCGCCAAAGUGGCCCUAAAAACAGGACGGACCCGCUGGGCCAGGCACCCAUCGUCCUGGUCGAGCGCUUGCCGCUCAGCUCCAUCUCGCACUUACCGCAGCAGGAGACGGAAGUGACCGAGACCAGCCCCAACUCCUUCAACACGGGUGCCGAGUCGGACUCGGCGCGGAGCGGGGGCUCGACGCACGACGCGGGACUUGCCCAGGCGAAGCGGGAGCUUCACCGCCUGAGGCGAGAGGAGCUCCAGCGCAAGGCCGAGCAGGAGCUGGCAAGCCUCACGCGGUCGCUGGCGCCUGGAAAGUCCCCUAAGAGUGGCGGGACGAUCUCGGGCCCACCAGACACAGACGGGGCGGACAACAGUGCGGCGUCGCUCCACCAAAGGGUGAAAAACAGCCUCAAGACGGUGGAGUUGGUGGCCACUGGGUCCGCCAACCUAAAGGGGACAUUUGUACGGGCCCUCAAGGUGGCUGUCGCGUCAAUCGGGGAAGCGGUCGAAGACCUGAAGGAGCUUACUUCCUCCGAAGAGACGCGACGGCUACAGAGGCAGAAUGCCAACUUGAGGGUGGAGGUUAAGGACCUGCGCUCCGAAGUGGAGGAGCUGAAAGCGGAGCUCCGGGCCCACUUCAAGAAGCAGGCCCCGCCCUCCUCGUCCCUCCCCAAAGAGGCACCACAGCCCGUCACUGUCCCCCCAGGACGUUCCGAUGUGGACGAGCUGGUCGGAGCAGUCGCGGCCAGGGUAGGGCGGAUGCUCGACGAGAGGCUCGGAGCUCUCGAACGCGACGGCAGGCUUUUGCCAGGGCGAAAAAAGGGCGACAAAAAGAAAGCCAAGGGUAAAGGCAAGGGUAAGAAGAGCGCGCCGAAACCGUCAGCGAAGGCCACCGCCACCGAGAGUCCUCUUCCACCCGCUGCCGAACCCCCCGGCCAGCGGCCGCCACAUCCACUGACGAGGGCUGGAAGGUGGCGGUCGGCGGCAGAAAAAGAGGAGGAAAGCAGCAGCAGCGACCAGGGCAAGGGCGCCCCAGCCGCUGUGGUGCUAACCCUACAGCCGGAGGCCAUUGAAAGCGGUGUCAACUACGCCCAGGUGCUCUCCAGGGCAAAGGAGACAGUUAACCUGGAGCAGUUCGGCAUCACCGCCUUGAGAUUUAAGCGGGCAGCCGCUGGCGGCAGGGUACUGGAAAUUCCAGGUGCUGCCAGCGGCGAGAAGGCUGACCUGCUGGCCGAAGCGCUAACCGAAAAGCUGGGGAGCGACGUCGUCAGAGUCUCCAGGCCGGUGAAGUGCGCGGAGCUGCGAGUCACCGAACUCGACGACUCAGUGUCCCCUGGCGAGGUGGUCGCUUCGGUCGCUAAGGUCGGCGGCUGUUCAGAGGGCCAGAUCAAGGCUGGAGAGGUAAGGCAGGAUGCCUCCGGCCUCGGCACGAUCUGGCUUCGCUGCCCAGUCGUCGUAGCCAAGAAGGUGGUGGAGGCCGAUCGAGGGCGACUCCAGGUAGGGUGGGUCCGGGCAGCGGUAAAACUGCUGGAUCAGCGUCCCAUACGGUGCUUUAAAUGCCUCGAAACGGGGCACGUGCGGGCAAACUGCACCAACGACGCUGAUCUCAGCGACGCCUGCUACCGCUGCGGCAAGCCCGGCCACAAAGCGGCUGCCUGCUCGGAGGAGCCACGCUGCGCCAAGUGCGCAAAGGAGGGGAAAAAGGCCGACCAUAUGCUUGGUUCCAAGGCGUGCCUAACCUCUGCCCCGAAAAAGGCGAAAUCGAGAGCUGGAGCCACCCGACGGGCCCCAUCCCAGCCCAGGAAGUCCCCAGACAUCGCUAUGGAGACGCAGGAGGUGGACCCAACCAACGUCGAAUAG
Leguminivora glycinivorella is the source of this 2031-nucleotide messenger RNA. RefSeq lists its product as uncharacterized. Gene Ontology annotation, molecular function: nucleic acid binding; zinc ion binding. The coding region runs from base 1 to 2031 and encodes 676 amino acids. The transcript is spliced from 3 exons. The record is from RefSeq and is a predicted model, not a curated record. Lineage: Eukaryota; Metazoa; Arthropoda; Insecta; Lepidoptera; Tortricidae.